Messenger RNA from Alternaria atra, 1419 nucleotides. RefSeq lists its product as uncharacterized. The transcript is spliced from 4 exons. The record is from RefSeq and is a predicted model, not a curated record. Lineage: Eukaryota; Fungi; Ascomycota; Dothideomycetes; Pleosporales; Pleosporaceae. Bases 1 to 1419 code for a protein of 472 amino acids.
AUGGUUCGUAUUUUUGCCCUUUUCGCCCUCGGUGGGUUAGUAGCAGCCGCACCACGACCUGCGACAGACAUACCUGCAAUCGUAACAGCGCCUCCGCGAGGAUCAGAGCCAGGUGCAGCUCCAACACGUGUGACCUCAGAUCUAACAGGUCCAACCACUCAUGGGCCAUACUCUGGUCAGGCAACAACGACUGGGCAGAAAAAAGCCCCAACCACUUUACUUGAAAAGUUCGAUGGACCGGCAACUCCAAACCCGACAGCGACGUACUACAACCCCAAUGGGGAACUGAGGGCUCCAGCGCAGCUUCCAUUCGUACCUGGCGGUGGCGUUGGUGCGAACGGCACGACCGUUCCUAGAUACAUGGUGGAGAGCGACUUCGAUUUUGAGUCUAUAAACUUGGGUCUGCACCAAGAAUACAUCGAACUAGACCUCUUCAACCAUGGACUGGCGAAGUUUUCGGAACAAGAGUUUCUUGAUGCAGGGCUCACCGCCGAGGAUCGGGCAUUUAUUGCAUUCAUGGCCACUCAAGAAAUGGAUCAUGCAACCCUUCUUACGAACAUGCUUGGAGAGGCAGCGCCAAAACAGUGCAUCUACGACUAUCCCUUCACGACCGUUCGUGAGUUUAUUAAUUUCAAUGUGAAAUUAACACGUUACGGUGAGAGUGGGACAUGGGGAUUCUUGAGCCAUCUUGACUCCCGGGAAGUAGCUACCUUAUUAGUUCAGGCUGAGGCUAUCGAAUCACGUCAGCAAAUGGCGUUCCGGCAAAUGUUAGGUCUUCAUCCUAUGCCUGUCUCCUUUACUCCUGGCGUUCCACAGAGCUGGCACUGGACACUUCUUGCUCCUUACAUAUCUGCAUGUCCCGCAAACAAUACGCGCAUUGCAUGGCAAAACUUUCCUGCUUUGCACAUUCUGAAUCAACCCAACCCAAAUAGGGGAUCUCCAAAUGACACACGAGAAGCUGAGAUUAUCGGUCCCCGUGUAGCCGAUCCUAGCAACUCCACCGUGUCUAAAGACGAGUCAUGCGUGGGCAAUACUACCACAGGCUACAACUGCGCUCCAGGCAUCUCACGUAACCGAUCUGAACCUCUUACUUUCCCUGGCCGCAAAAUCUUCCUCGAAUGGGAAGAACCCGGUCUUGCUGUCGGCCCCAACAACAGUUACAUCACGACGACUACAGCUACCGAGCCUCAAUACGUCGCAUGGGUAUCGCAACUCAAUCUAACGUAUACACCGCUUGAAGUCACGGGUCCGAAUCGAGGGUGGAGCUACCAGCCGCCAAAUGAGGUAUAUGUAGGUGACCCGGCGGUUAAUGAGACGGUGUUUUUAGCAGUUACGGAUAGUAAUUUGUAUCUUACGCCGUUCAAUCUAACGUUAAUCAAUCCGCAUGUAAGAGCGUUAGGGAUCCUUAUUGCUGGUUAA